This is a messenger RNA of Salvelinus namaycush (lake trout), 2344 nucleotides long. Its product is annotated as serine/threonine-protein phosphatase 2A 56 kDa regulatory subunit alpha isoform-like. NCBI's taxonomy places the organism in Eukaryota, Metazoa, Chordata, Actinopteri, Salmoniformes, Salmonidae. Gene Ontology annotation, cellular component: protein phosphatase type 2A complex; nucleus; cytosol. Gene Ontology annotation, molecular function: protein phosphatase activator activity. The transcript has 11 exons. Gene Ontology annotation, biological process: signal transduction; protein dephosphorylation. The annotation marks the transcript as partial. The record is from RefSeq and is a predicted model, not a curated record.
AUCUGCACCAACAUUUUGCGGACUCUUCCGCCUAGUGACAACCCCGAUUUUGACCCAGAGGAGGACGAGCCCACUCUAGAGGCCUCAUGGCCACACAUACAGCUUGUCUAUGAGUUCCUUCUACGAUUCUUGGAGAACCCAGACUUUCAGCCCAGCAUCGCCAAGCGCUACAUUGAUCAGAAGUUCGUGCUGCAGCUCCUGGAACUGUUUGACAGUGAGGACCCCCGGGAGAGGGACUUCCUGAAGACUGUCCUGCAUCGGAUCUACGGGAAGUUCCUGGGGUUGCGGGCUUUCAUCAGGAAGCAGAUCAACAACAUCUUCUUGCGGUUCAUCUACGAGACCGAUCACUUCAAUGGAGUGGCCGAGCUCCUGGAGAUACUGGGGAGCAUCAUCAAUGGCUUUGCACUGCCGUUGAAGGCGGAACACAAGCAGUUCCUGAUGAAGGUGCUCAUCCCCAUGCACACCGGCAAAGGACUGGCCCUGUUCCACGCACAGCUGGCCUACUGUGUUGUCCAGUUUCUGGAGAAGGACCCCACCCUUACUGAGCCGGUGAUUCGGGGGCUGUUGAAGUUUUGGCCCAAAAUCUGUAGCCAGAAGGAGGUGAUGUACCUAGGGGAAAUCGAGGAGAUCCUGGAUGUCAUUGAGCCCACCCAGUUCAAGAAGAUCCAAGAGCCCCUGUUCAAGCAGAUCUCCAGAUGUGUGGCCAACCCCCACUUCCAGGUAGCAGAGCGUGCCCUCUACUUCUGGAACAACGAGUAUAUCCUGAGCCUCAUUGAGGAGAACAUCGACAAGAUUCUUCCUAUCAUGUUUGGUAGCCUGUACAGAAUCUCCAAAGAACACUGGAACCCGACGAUUGUAGCUCUGGUCUACAAUGUGCUGAAGACCCUGAUGGAGAUGAACAGCACGCUAUUUGAUGAGCUGACAGCCUCCUACAAAUCAGACAGACAGCGGGAGAAGAAGAAGGAGCUGGAGAGGGAGGAGCUGUGGAAAAAGCUAGAUGAGUUGAAGCUGAGCGAUGUGGCAGCACUGGUGCAAAACAACAGCCACGGGCUCCAGAACGCUGCCCAAAACAACAACAACAACAACAAUCACCACGACAACCAGGAGAAGAGCACCGCUAUCUGCGCGGACCAUGAAGACCCUGUUGUCGCCAUGGAUACCACGGAGGGUGUUGAGAUUGUCACAAGUGCCAAAUGACACAGGACUCCAUUUUGUAUUCCGUAACGGUUUCGAGGCCGUCUCAGAACUGUCAGGGAGGGGCUUGGGGGUGACUGGGAGGAGGGGGUCUGAGAAAAUAGCAACAAAAAAAAGAUAAACCUCAUCAGUAUGUUCAAUCUAUAUACAGUAAAACUAUUUCAAAUGCCAGCAAUUGUCCUUUGGCAGAAAACGUAUAUUUCAAUUUAAGAAUAUUUUGGGAUGUUAGUGUGGCCACAGUAUAUUGGUAAACUUUUUUGUCUGAUCAAAGAAUUUAUCCUUUCACAUUUACUUUCUUAACUGAGAAAAGAUUUUUGUGAUAUUCAAUGUAUAAAAAAUAUGAGGGGGGGGAAUAAUGACUUGAAAAUUAACGUUUCUGAUUGUGCUGCACUUAGAGGAGCUAAAUGGCUAUUUUAAGAUUUGUCUUUUGUAUGUGCUUUCAUCACUGCUCCCAACACGGUUGCAAACUUAAGGGAAGAGGGGUUCAGGGGGCGAGCUUUAGGGGGUGGGUGGGAGACGAUGGAGACAGGAGUGUGUUCAUAGUCCCUACAUAGGAGACCUGAGUGAAUGUCACUAUCAUGAGGUCUCGUGUUUUCGGGUGUUUAAUAUUCUUAUCUGAAUACAUGAUGCUUAACGUCAUAGCUGUUAUUAUAACACAUUCAAAACCUGCAGCCAUAAAACCUAUUUACAGUAAGUAUUUGAAAUGAGCUUAGUUUAGAGAAACAAAUGAUGAAAUGGUCACAGAUUUAAGUACGUAUAACAUAUUUUUCCAGUCUAAAUAGAGAAUCGAUUAAUAAUUAAAAAAGCUGAUGUAGAAAAAAGAAAUGAGCCAUAUAUUUUUUUUUCCAGAGUAUUGUUAAAGACAGAGAUGUUGAUUUUUGAAACCAGGUGGUGGCAAAUUGUCUGGUUUCUGCAGAUUAAACAUGGCUGGAUGCAGUGUGUGCGUGUAUGGGGGAGUUUGCUUUAACGUGAGUGUCUGUUCUCUAUUGUAGGUCCAGUCUUUUCUGAUGCCUUUCUGUCAGAGUGUAUGUACCAUUCCAAUCUCUGUGAUAUACAACUGUGUGGGGAACCUGUUUUGUAAUGACAGACCUUAUCUAGGUUUUGAACACCAUCAAAAUAAAGUCUACCUUAUGUUUCUACUCAAAAAAAA